UCGCCGGCGGGAGGCUCGCGGGCAGCAAUGUGGGUUGCCGCGCUGGCGUGAGUGAUGCGCUGGCUGCUGCCGCUGUCCCGUACAGUGACACUGGCCGUCGUACGCCUGAGACGAGGCAUUUGCGGGCUCGGGAUGUUCUAUGCGGUGAGGAGAGGCCGCAGGACCGGAGUCUUCCUGAGUUGGAGUGAGUGCAAAGCCCAGGUGGACCGGUUUCCUGCUGCCAGGUUUAAGAAAUUUGCCACAGAAGAUGAGGCCUGGGCCUUUGUCAGGAGCUCUUCAAGCCCGGAUGGUUCAAAAGGGCAGGAAAGUGCACAUGAGCAGAAGUCACAGGCGAAGACCAGCAAGCGGCCUCGGGAGCCCCUGGGUGAAGGGGAAGAACUUCCAGAGCCAGGGCCCAAGCACACAAGACAGGACACCGAGCCCGCUGCUGUAGUGAGCAAGGACGCAUUUUCUUAUAUGGGAGAGUCAGUCGUUGUCUACACGGAUGGCUGUUGCUCCAGUAAUGGACGGAAGCGGGCACGAGCAGGAAUUGGCGUUUACUGGGGCCCAGGCCACCCCUUAAAUGUAGGUGUAAGGCUUCCUGGGCGACAGACAAACCAGAGGGCCGAGAUCCAUGCAGCCUGCAAAGCCAUCAUGCAAGCCAAGGCUCAGAACAUCAGCAAGCUGGUUCUGUACACAGACAGCAUGUUCACCAUCAAUGGGAUAACUAACUGGGUUCAGGGCUGGAAGAAGAAUGGCUGGAGAACAAGUACCGGGAAAGACGUGAUCAACAAGGAGGACUUCAUGGAGCUGGACGAGCUCACUCAGGGCAUGGACAUCCAGUGGAUGCACAUUCCUGGUCACUCAGGAUUUGUGGGCAAUGAAGAGGCCGACAGACUGGCACGGGAAGGAGCGAAGCAGUCUGAGGACUGAGCAGAGGAGUGAGCUGCUGCCCACUCAGACCCAAGGCAGUGGCUGUUUCUUUACCCUGCUGUGCACUGAGCUGUGCAUAAGGACACAGUGUGACCUGUGGCACAGCUUGGUGAGACGUGCUUACAUGAUGGAAAGGAAGUGUUGAAUCCUGCUUCUGUGAGAUUUCAGGGUCUGUCCCAAAAUGCUCCAGCUGGAUUUUAGUAGGAGUCAGUGAGACACUGGUCAGUACGUGUGACCUAAAAGUUCUAGAAGGCCGGGCGUGGUGGCGCACGCCUUUAAUCCCAGCACUUNGGAGGCAGA
Molecule: messenger RNA, 1212 nt
Organism: Mus caroli (Ryukyu mouse)
Lineage: Eukaryota; Metazoa; Chordata; Mammalia; Rodentia; Muridae
Gene: Rnaseh1
Product: ribonuclease H1
Biological process (GO): DNA replication, removal of RNA primer
Molecular function (GO): RNA-DNA hybrid ribonuclease activity; nucleic acid binding; magnesium ion binding
Source: RefSeq, a predicted model, not a curated record